Pollicipes pollicipes is the source of this 1407-nucleotide messenger RNA. Its product is annotated as cytochrome P450 20A1-like. Lineage: Eukaryota; Metazoa; Arthropoda; Thecostraca; Pollicipedomorpha; Pollicipedidae. Gene Ontology annotation, molecular function: oxidoreductase activity, acting on paired donors, with incorporation or reduction of molecular oxygen; iron ion binding; monooxygenase activity. Gene Ontology annotation, cellular component: membrane. The transcript is spliced from 11 exons. Bases 1 to 1407 code for a protein of 468 amino acids. The record is from RefSeq and is a predicted model, not a curated record.
AUGGAGCGGUUCGCGCGCCAGCAGGAGCGCGCCGUGCGCCAGCUGGAGGAGGUGGCCCGCUGGAAGCUGGAGCUGGCAAGCGGCUACGAGACCCAGAUCAAGGCUGUUCUGCCGGGUGAUGGUAACCUGACGGACGUGGAGAUGGCUGGUGGGCUGGGCGAGUACUUGCGCGAGGUGCACGCUCAGUACGGCCCCCUCGUCUCCUUCCACCUGGGCAAGCAGCUGGUGAUCAGCCUCGGCACGUACGAGCUGAUGGAGCAGCAUAGUGGCGCCGCCGAGCGGCCCGAGCUGUACCUCGAGUUUCUGCGGCCGCUGCUAGGGCGCGAGAGUAUCGUGUGGGCGGACCGAGCCGAGACGACGCGCCGCUGGCGGCUCUACCAGCAGGGUUUCUCAGAAGAGUGCCGCGCCGUGUACCGGCAGGCGGCGCGAGAGCGUCUGGACGCCCGCGCCGCGCCCGCCCCGCUGACCUUGAUCAUGCGACUGCUGGCCGUCAGGCGGCCGGCCGUGUCUCCGAGAAGCUGCAGUCGCUCUCGUCGGAGGAGCACGUGUCGCUGCAAGCAGUACACCUCGGCGCUGGCGCUGCACAUCGUGGCCCGCUGCUGCUGUCUACACCACAUGGACGACGAGCACAGCAUGCUCAGCUUCGCGCAGGAGUACGAGAUCGUGACGGCCGAGGUGACGAGCGAGGCGUGCGGUCGCCAGCUGUAUGAGAGCCAGCAGGACCACCUGCUGGAGGCGGCCGCCGCUCUCCGUGACGUGGCCGCCGCCAUCGUCCGCAAGCACCGCCGCGAGAACAAGUCCACGGUGUCGCUGGUGGAGUGGGUGGCCCUCUCGGCUCAGGGCAGUCGGGCCGGCGGCGACUCGGAGGCGCACGUCAGUGACCUGCUGGCCCUCUUCAUGUUCUUCUGCGAAACACUGUCGAGCGGGCUGUGCUGGACGCUGUACUACCUAUCGCAGCACCAGACCGUGCAGGACGCCGUGGUGGCACAGUUGGCCGGAGAGCAGACGGACACCGGGCUGGUGGGCCGCGUCAUCCGCGAGGCCUGGCGCUUGAGCUCGGUGGUGCCGCUGACGGCGCGUUGCUACAGCUCGCCGUCGGCCGUCCAGGGCCACACGCUGCCGGCGCGCACGCCGAUCGUCGCGCCCUCUGUGUUUGACCCGGCCCGAUUCGAGGGCGACACGCCGCCGCUGGAGCUGAACCCGCUGCCAUUCCUCUCCAAACACGACGACAUCGAGGGCGCCUCCAGCCUGUACCAGGAGCUGGUGACAGAGGUGCUGCACGUGCUGCUGACCCCCUCUCAGCUGGAAUUGCUGCCCGACCAGAGCCAGGAGCAGCUGAUGACUCUCGUCACCACGCCGCGCGAGGACGUCUGGGUCUCGGUCAGCCCGCGCUCCGCCGACGCCUAG